Messenger RNA from Schistocerca cancellata (South American locust), 2173 nucleotides. RefSeq names its product cholinephosphotransferase 1 (gene bbc). Gene Ontology annotation, molecular function: diacylglycerol cholinephosphotransferase activity; ethanolaminephosphotransferase activity. NCBI's taxonomy places the organism in Eukaryota, Metazoa, Arthropoda, Insecta, Orthoptera, Acrididae. Bases 110 to 1495 code for a protein of 461 amino acids. Gene Ontology annotation, cellular component: Golgi apparatus; endoplasmic reticulum membrane. The transcript is spliced from 10 exons. The record is from RefSeq and is a predicted model, not a curated record. Gene Ontology annotation, biological process: phosphatidylethanolamine biosynthetic process.
GGCUACCAGCGCGUAGAGAUGUGUCGCGUGAGGAGUGUGUUUAGCAACUGUUCAAGAUUUAUUUAAGUUUGACGUAAAAUGUGUGUUGAGUGAAUUACUACAUGGCAUCAUGUUAUUUUAUAAAGAAAAGUUGUUGUCAGCUGGACAGCUUAAACGUCUCAGCGAACAUAAAUACAGCUGUUCUAGUGCAAGUCUUUUAGAUCCAUUAUUACAACCUUGGUGGAAUUGGUUGGUCAGCAAACUGCCAAUUUGGCUUGCACCCAACCUCAUCACUGUGUCAGGUCUUAUUGUGAAUAUACUAACAACUCUCAUCCUUAUAUAUUACAGUGCAGAUGCGAAGACCGAGGCACCCAGAUGGGCCUGUUUCAUAUGUGCUCUUGGACUCUUCGUGUAUCAAAGUUUAGAUGCAAUUGAUGGUAAACAAGCUAGGCGGACAAAUACCUCAAGUCCAUUAGGAGAGCUGUUUGAUCAUGGUUGUGAUUCAAUUUCAACCGUUUUUGUGGCCUUGUCGGCGUGCAUAGCAGUGCAGCUGGGUUACUAUCCAGCAUGGAUGUUCUUCCAGUGUUUCUGUGCAAUGACACUAUUCUACUGUGCCCAUUGGCAGACAUAUGUCUCAGGUACUCUACGAUUUGGCAAAGUUGAUGUAACCGAAGCACAAUUUACUAUCAUACUCAUUCAUUUAAUUUCUUCAAUAUUUGGGCCAAGUGUGUGGAUGACACAGAUCCCUUACACUAGUUAUGAAAUGAAGUAUUUACUAGGAUUCUCGACCAUUAUUGUUGCGUCUGUAACACUCUACAAGAACUUUGUAGUCAUUUUUACUGGCGGUGUAGGCAAAAAUGGCUCAACAGUUGCCAUUCCUUGGACAGGGGGAAGAGUGUGUCACUUUGUAAGUGCUGCAUUUUUUUGUGGCUACUUGCAUCUUUUCACACAGUUCUUCCUUGUCUUUCAAAAGGGGGGAGUUGGAAAAAACGGCUCAACAGUUGCUGGCACAAGUGUACUAUCACCAGUCAUACCUUUUAGCCUUGUAAUUCUACCUGCAUAUAUCAUAUACAGGAAGAGUGCAGAAAAUGUAUAUGAGCAACAUCCAGCACUAUAUAUACUUGCAUUUGGUAUGGUGGCAGCGAAAGUGACGAACAGAUUAGUGGUUGCUCAUAUGACGAAGAAUGAAAUGGAGUAUUUAGAUACAGCUCUGGUUGGGCCGGCCAUGCUGUUUCUCAAUCAGUAUUUCAAUUUUUUCAUUCGUGAAUAUAUAGUGUUAUGGCUGUGUUUGUUGUGGGUGACAUUUGACUUACUGAGGUACUCCAGACAAGUGUGCCAAGAAAUAUGUGACCACCUGAAGAUACAACUUUUCAGGAUACCCAUAAGAUCCCCUGUUACUGCAGUACCUGCUCCGGAGAAAAAUGCAUCAGCAGAGGCGCCUCAAGAAAAUGAUUCUUGCUCAAGUGACGAUGACAGUCACCCACUAUUAGAUGCACAAGAUCAUACAAUAUCCUGAAAUUUAGACUUCUUGAAAUGUGUGUGCGUGUUACGGUUUGUUCUCAAGUACAGCAUGCGGUUUCAGGAAUUUCUUGCUUUUGCAGUGUAACAGUGACUUACUUGACAGCUAAAUGACUCAUAAUAUGCAUGGCAGUAAUGAGAGAGAAAUUGGCUAUUGCAAUUUUUUCAUAGCAGUCUUAUCAGGAUUGCUCUAAAAGGUAAGAAUAUUUGUCUUUAAGAUAGAUGGUUCAGUAUUUUUAAAAUAUCUAAGGUCAUGUGCCUUAUGUCAAAUGCUGCUGAUGUUGCACAUAGCCAGCAUUUGAAAACUCAUUUUUAUUGGAAGAUGAGUUUUUUUCAAUUUGCCCCAGUCCUUUGCUUUGGUGUUUCAAGCUUCUGUUUCAUGGUGUGGAUAGUUCUCAUUGUAUACACAAAAGUAGCAACUUACAAUUAUUGUACAUUAUUUAUAGCAAUUGCAGAAUGCAAAGGGCAAACAAUUGUCAUUGUUAAAAAUGCCCAAAACUUACAUCAAGGGGAUUGCAUGAACCCAUUAAGUACCUGCGUGUUGUCUGCAUUUGUUUUGUGGAAAUGUGUGGAAGUCUUUCAUGUUUAUUUUUAUCCUGAAUUUGUUUUUUGUGUAAUGAUAUGAUAGCAACAAAUGGUCAGAUAUAAAAUAGAUAUUGCUUAUUGGUUUAUAAAA